UUGCAUUAAUUAAUUUCACAAACUCAAUUAUCGCAGGCUAAUAAUCAUAUAGAAUGGAACAGUUUACAAACAAACACAAUUCCAUAUCUCUCAUGACGUUUUCUUUUCUAAUCCUAUUUUAUACCAAAACAAUAAAUGAUAAUAUGCCAAUCAUAAUAAUAAUUCUGGUCAUUUGUUAUAUGCUGGCCACAAUUUAUCAGUUCAUAUCGGUGUCCGGGUAUCAUAAUAGUAAUUUAAGACCACCUUGUCUUUAUAUGACCCUUAUCUUGUAAACCUCGCAUAAACUUUACUUUUGAGCUUUGUCUUGUGGAUGGCACAUUGCAUACGCUGACCGUGUUGCGAGCACAAUGUGGCGAUACACAAUUUACACGUUACCGUUAUUGCUAUGUGCCACCCAGUAUAGCACAGCAAUGUCAGAGAUUGACCCUAUGGUUAAUACAAACGUUGGCUUGAUUCAUGGUCUCAGAGCCACCGAUGGUGCCUACAACAUGUUUAUGGGUAUUCCAUACGCAAUUGUUAACGAAACCAAUCCCUUCGGACCAUCCACACCACACUCUGGAUUUAUUGAUGCUUUUGAUGCUUACGAUGAUACUGCUGUGUGCCCACAAGUUGAUGAGUUUACCAAUAAAGAAGUUGGAUCAAUAGACUGUCUCCAUUUAAAUAUAUAUGUACCUAACACAGCGAAUUCCAGAAACCGAUUACCAGUAUUAGUUUGGAUUUAUGGUGGAGCAUUUAGAAUUGGAUACUCAGGGAGGUUUUUGUAUGGGCCUAGCUAUUUAGUUAAACAAGACAUAAUCUUAGUUACGCUAAAUUACCGCGUCGGCCCCUACGGGUUCAUGUGUCUUGAUGUACCGGAAGUUCCUGGAAAUCAAGGUUUAAAAGAUCAGCAAUUGGCUUUCAAGUGGGUUAAAAACAACAUCGAAGCAUUUGGUGGAAACCCCGACCAAAUAACAAUAUUCGGGGAGAGUGCAGGUGCUAAAUCUGUAGACUUGCAUUUAACAUUCAGUCAAGAAAAGUUGUUCCAUCAAGUAAUUAUGCAAAGUGGUGCUGCUGUGGCUGCAUCAUCAGUUAGAAGUCCAGAACCCUCGGUACCUCUGAAAAUAUCUGAGCAACUCGGUUUCAAAACGACGGAUACCAAAGACGCGUUAUCAUUUCUUGCAUCAAUUGACACCAAUUCAGUCAUUGCAGCGGCAGCAGCACUUAAACUAAGCUACGGUCCCUGCGUGGAAAACGAUUUCGAAAACGUUGAAAAGUUCAUUCAUGAUUUCCCCAUCAACAUAAAGAAGCCAAAUCUUGGAAACUUGCCUACUCUCCUGGGAGCUAACAAAGACGAAGGUUUGGCAGUGUUCGCAACUAAGACAACCGAAGAGAUUACAUCUCAAUACUCAAACAUAUUCUUGAACCAAUUAAAUGAUAAUUUCAUUUUCAACACUGAAGAACUUCAUGACAUGGAACAAAUUGUAAGGAAUUUUUAUAUUGGUGACAAAACUGUUAGUAAAGAUGUAGUACACGGACUUAUUAAAGUGUAUUCGGAUUUAAUGUACAACUACCCUGCAGCGAGAACUUUACAAAAAUAUCUUGACAAUGGUCUAAAGAAUAUAUAUUAUUACUUGUUUUCUUAUGAUGGUGGAAGGAACUUUGUGAAAAAGAGAAUUAACAUAACAGUUGCUGGAGCUGCACAUGCUGAUGAAAUUGGUUACUUUUUUGAUAUCUCCUACAUGGACAAAAACCCAGCUCCUAAAGAUCAACUUGUGAUCGACCGAGUCACGAUGUUGUGGGCUAACUUUGCUAAAUUUGGAAACCCAACUCCCCAUACUUCUGAAAUCUUACCUGUGCUGUGGCCGGCAGCCACAAAAGACAGUCAAUACUAUUUGGAUAUUGACGCGGACCUUACAGUCGGGAAGAGAUAUUUCAACUCCAGAGUAGCUUUUUGGGAUAUGUUUUACAAAUUAAAUGAAAAGGCGCAAGUUGGGUACAAAGAUAGCUCGUAGUAUUUAGCCCUUAAGUGAUAGACUGACUGGAACCCAUUGUCCCGUUAAUCAUAGCGUGUUGCUAUAUAGUUCGUUGCCUUCGUCAAUAAAUGGUCUAUCUAACACUGAGUGAAGUUUUCAAAUCAGACCAUCAGUUCUUAAGAUUAUCGCGUUCGACAAACAAACAAACUCUUAAAUUUUAUAAUAUUAGUAUUGAUGAUAAGGAACAUUCAAGCAAAACCAAUAUGUCACGCUGAAACAUGACUAUUUUUCAACAACUGCAGGUAUUAUUUUAUCUAUUUUAGCCUGUAGCUGUUACGAUAUGUAAUCUUAUGAUGCGACACAGCUUUAGUUGAUCCUAUGCAAUAAAGUGUACACAAGAGAUAAGUAUGUGGUGGUGGAACUGUAGAUCUAAAGGAAAGUUGGAAGGAUAUCCGUGGUCAGCCAUUGGUUGUCCACAAGAAUAUGUAAAUAUUUAUUUAGAUUCAGACAAAUCACUGAUCAAAUACAUAAAUGUAUUGUGUAUCUAUUUGAAGUGUGUUAAACAUUCAUGUCGGUUUCCAAUAACAAAAAAAUGUAUAUAAAACCUACGCGUGAUCUGUACCUAAAACUUUUUACUAAGUUUUGAAAUAAAUGUUGUUCUGUU
Molecule: messenger RNA, 2616 nt
Organism: Trichoplusia ni (cabbage looper)
Lineage: Eukaryota; Metazoa; Arthropoda; Insecta; Lepidoptera; Noctuidae
Product: juvenile hormone esterase-like
Exons: 3
Coding region: 348-1991 (547 amino acids)
Source: RefSeq, a predicted model, not a curated record